AUGGAAUUGAGAUGGUAAUAACAAUGAUGAAAGGGGUCCGUUGCAAAUGGCGGGUCUCCUCUUUCUCCCUCUCUUCACAAAACAACAUAAUACAGAUCCCCAACAUCACCAAUCUCCAUACCAUUUGUUUAUUACAUUCUAAUACAACAUCUUCUUUUUUCCCUUUUCUUUUAUUAAAUUAAAAUCAAAGAUCUCUCUCUCUCCCCCCUCUGUUCUGAUCUUCCUCUUGCAUGCAACCUCUACGCUCUCAUUUCUCUCUCAUUCUCACGCUUCAUUAUGCGACACCAUCAUCGACCCUGAACCAUGGGCUGCGGAGGCUCCAAGGUGGAGGACUUCCCCGCCGUCGCUCUCUGCAGAGAGCGAAAGGGGUUCCUGAAGGCCGCAUCCAACCAACGCUACGCUCUCGCCGCUGCACACGUCGCAUACUUCCAUUCACUCAGGGAAAUCGGCGACGCCCUUCGCAAUUUCGUCGACCAAGACCUCUUACUCCCCGCCGGUUCCUCCUCUCCGGUUCUCACAUUACCCUCCGAUGAAGGAAAACCCAAAACCAAGAACAACAAGCUCUCCUCUUCUUCCCCUUCCAUUUCCCACCCCGAUUCUCCUUCCCCUCAGGGUUCCCACUUGCACCUAUCUUCUGGAUCCGAGUUCAGUUCUCCUUCUCCUUCCCCUUCCCCUUCUUCCCAUCACCUUCACAUUCACCAUAGCCCCGACCCUGACCCCGCCCUUCACCCUGACCCAUCACCUUCUUCAUUUUCUCACCCUCCCUAUGGAUACUAUGAAAAUUACCAAUACGCUCACUACAUGAAGAGUUCUGCUCCUCGUGGGAAAUCCAUGGUCUACCAAGAACCGGAGAGGCACGUGGCAACAACUGGUCAAUGGUUCCAGGAUCCUAGUUCUUAUGGUUAUGGCAACGGUGGUUUCUAUGGGUUUCCCGGUGGGGAUUACAAUUAUUAUCCUCCUUCGGGACCGGGACCGGGACCGUCGACGCCUUCUCCCCCUCCGGCGCCGCCCUCGCCGCCGAGAGUGUCCACUUGGGAUUUCCUCAACUUCUUUGAGUCCUUGGAUAACGGGUACCCGGGUUACCUCAACGGGUUCGGGUCGAGAGCGAGUAGUCCCGAUUCGAAGGAGGUGAGGGAGAGAGAAGGGAUCCCGGAACUAGAAGACGAAACGGAGCAUGAAAUAGUGAAAGAGGUUCCUUCGAAGGAGAAGAAAAAGGUGGGAGAAGAAAAGGGUUUUGGUAAAGGAAGAGAUUUCGGGGAAGGUCCUUCGAAUUCGAAGGCAGUGCCGUUGCAACAAGUGAGUAGCAGUGAGGGAAGUUCAAAGACGGUGAGGUUCCAUGACAGUGAUGAAAAUUCACAGAUCAAAAGCAGUCCCGAGACUGUUGUUUCUGAUGGGUCUCCUGAAACGAAGAAAAGGGUGAGUUUUGAGGCUGAGGUUGAUGAAGCUACGGUUACGACGGUGGAUGGUGAGUCCUCCAUUUUGAGUAGCGUAACCACUUUGUCUGCACAUGGCACAAGGGACCUAAGAGAGGUUGUUCAGGAAAUUAGAGAUGAGUUUGUCACUGCUUCUGAUUAUGGGAAAGAGGUUGCUUUGCUGCUUGAGGUUUGCAAACCGCCUUAUCGACCCAGGGUCGCUGCAUUUAGAGUUAUCUUUUCCAGAAUCUUACAGAUGGUAGCACCUUCCAGGUUACCAUUGCAUCCUCUAUCUGGACCGCCAAUACAAUUUUCUUCUAGGGAAAUGAAAUUGGCUCAAGCAUACUGUGGGGAACCUGGGAAAGACAAUCCAGAAAAUCUUUCAUCUACAUUGGAGAAACUUUAUGCAUGGGAAAAGAAAUUGUAUAAGGAAGUUAAGGAUGAAGAGAGGUUACGUGCUGUUUAUGAGAAACAAUACAAGAGACUGAAAACAUUGGAUAAUCAAGGAGCUGAAUCUAGUAAAAUUGAUUCUACUAGGGCAUCGAUAAGAAAGUUGCAAACAAAAAUUAAUAUUUGCAUCAGAACUGCUGAAACUAUAAUGGGAAGGAUACAUAAAUUGAGGGAUAAUGAAUUGCAGCCUCAACUUGCAGCAUUGAUUAAUGGAUUCAUAAGAAUGUGGAAGUUCAUGCUCAAAUGUCACCAGAAACAGUUCCAAGCUAUCAUGGAGAGUAAAAGUCAAUCUCUGAGGAUUAACAUUGGUCUGCAAAGAGAUGAUGGUCUGAAGGCCAUCUUAGAUCUUGAAAAGGAGCUUUUGAAUUGGUGCAAUCAGUUCAACAAUUGGGUUAAGACUCAAAAAUCUUAUGUCGAGAAUUUGAAUGAGUGGCUCAUCAGGUGCCUUCCUAAUGAACCUGAAGAAACAGCUGAUGGUAUUGUCCCUUUCUCUCCAAGUCGGAUUGAGGCUCCACCAGUUUUCAUAAUUUGUAAUGAUUGGCAUCAAGCAAUGACUAGAAUUUCAGAAAGAGGAGUGGCGGCUGCCAUGCAUGAAUUUGCUCUAAAACUACAUGAAUUAUGGGAGAGGCAAGAUGAGGAGCAACGCCAGAGAAUCAAAGCAGAGUAUCUCACAAAGGACUUUGAGAAACAGCUUAAAACUUUGCACACGCAAAUGGGAGGCACAGAACAUGAGCAUGAUAAAGUUUCAGGAAAAACUGCACUGUCGAAGCUUGCUUCUGAUAGUGGCGUUUCCCCACUAGAUGAUCUAAAGGUGGACUUGGAUUCUAUGAAGAAGAGAUUGCAUGAAGAGAGGACCAGGCAUAAAGAAGCCAUCAAACUUGUUCGGGAUGCUGCUUCUAACAGUUUACAAGCUGGUUUGAUUCCCAUUUUUAAGACAUUAGAAAGUUUCACUUCAGAAGUGGUGAAAGCUCAUGAGCAAGUUAGGCUUCAAAAUGCUGAGGACUCAUAGAGAUGCGGUCUACUUUGCUUCUUUUGAUGUCUUGUGAUUGCAUUUACUAGUGUGGAUUGAUUGGGAGGUUUAGAGAGUACGUGGAAGAUUUAGAACUAACCACCAGUUUUGCAGCUAGAAUUAGUCUUAUUCUGUAGGAAAGCACCUCAUAAAUUAUCCUAGAGAGGUUUGCUUGGAACAAGUUUAAGAGACAAAGGGUUUGGGUGCCUAAAUGUCACGAGUGGCCAUCUUGAAUUAAGCUCCUGUAAAACCCAACCUACAGUUAGGUGAAAAUUGUACAGAAAAAAAAUUCAUUUAUUGGUUGAUUGGUUGAUUGGUUGUAGCCUUGUAGGUGAUUGUAUAUGUUGCAUAUGCCUAGGAGUAGGAUCUUAUCAGGAGGAAGCAGGGGGUUUUAGUACAAGUUUCGAGAAUGAUCUAGAGAAUUAAAAUCUGCUUUAAUUUCCCUGCAGUUUUGGCUUCUUUCCUCUUCUCUACUAUUCUAUUGUGCUGAUUCUGCCUAAUUCUGAAGCUAAAUGGCCGCUCCACAUCAUUAAAUUGUGGUACACAUUAUUUGAACUGCAAAUUCAGUACUUUUUCCUUGAAUUCAUGGUAUGUAAUAUUAGUGCACUCAGAUAAAUUAUUCCAAUUUAAAUAUUGUCAAUGCUCUUAGCAUUUUAAGUUAGUCUAAUAAAUUUCUCCGCUAGUGUUGCGUUCUCUGG
Molecule: messenger RNA, 3569 nt
Organism: Abrus precatorius (Indian licorice)
Lineage: Eukaryota; Viridiplantae; Streptophyta; Magnoliopsida; Fabales; Fabaceae
Product: nitrate regulatory gene2 protein
Exons: 4
Coding region: 304-2871 (855 amino acids)
Source: RefSeq, a predicted model, not a curated record